Molecule: messenger RNA, 1055 nt
Organism: Helicoverpa armigera (cotton bollworm)
Lineage: Eukaryota; Metazoa; Arthropoda; Insecta; Lepidoptera; Noctuidae
Gene: twz
Product: BTB/POZ domain-containing protein Tiwaz
Exons: 5
Coding region: 114-635 (173 amino acids)
Biological process (GO): protein homooligomerization
Source: RefSeq, a predicted model, not a curated record
GUUCGUUCAUUCAGUUUCGUGCGAAUAGCCGUGGGAAGCGCGCGUGUCUCUCAUCGCUUUAAGUUCCGAUCAUCCCAAACAGGCAGAUAAUUUCGUGAUACUCAUCCGUUAAGAUGCAGAACGUGAAGCCAGGUAGCCCCCAGCCUGACGAGACGCCGAUGGAGUCCAAGCAUAUCAUGGGCAUACCCAGAGUGGCCCACACCACAAAGUAUAAUGCACCCGUGCAUAUUGACGUAGGAGGUACCCUCUACACAUCGUCCUUGGAAACUCUUACCACCUACCCGGAGUCGCGGCUGGGCAAGAUGUUCAACGGGCAGAUCCCGAUCGUGCUGGACACGCUGAAGCAGCACUACUUCAUCGACCGCGACGGCGGCAUGUUCCGCUACAUCCUGAACUUCCUGCGCAACAAGAAGCUGCUGCUGCCCUCCGACUUCUCGCACUUCGACCUGCUCAUUCACGAGGCGCGCUACUUCGAGCUUGACAAAAUGGUGUUUGCUCUGACCAAAGUGAAGAGCGAGUGCCAAGAGUCGACGCAUGACCGUGAUUGGCUGAGCCGGGCCACGGAGCGCCUACACCGUGAGACCGAGAGGCUGAUGCAAGAGAGAGUACCCUUCAACCUUCAACAUUGGUCCUGAAGCAAGGCCCACUUUUCGGGAACUUCGGAACCGAAGAGACGCCGCCUUUGAAAUCCUCGACGACCGGGUAGUUCCCGUUUUUUUUUUAAGUUAUUAUAAGUAGGAUGAAACCCAUUAGGUACUAAGGGAGGAAAAUUCCCAGAAUAUUAUAGGAAAAAUAAUUUACGUGCAAUCUGAGGUUGGGGAGCGGAGCAAAUAGUUUUUAGGGUAAAAAAACGUUUUAUUACGAUUUCUGACAAAACUACAAGUUUUACGUUGCAAAGUUUUAGGUAGUUUCUGUUUAGUGAUAAGUAUAAGUUGUUAAUUGUGUUGUUUCCUACAAUUUUGCCAUUGUUUUCUUUGCCAGUCAUGUGGUUUUGCCAGCAAUCGUCUUAAACAAAUUUUUACCUUCCCCCUCCCCCUCUUCCCGACUUCAAAUCG